AUGUUUUCCAGUUUUAAAGUGACGAAGAAGGGGAGUGAGGAGAUUUACUGCUACAGGAGUGUCAAAUCCAAACCGCCAAAGACUCCAACUCUCUGCCGAUCGAAACAUCAAAGGCGUCGGUCCGAGCCAGGCGUAGUACCAUCAAUUGUUGGGUUCACGAAAGACUCGGUAGCAAAUGAUUCGGAUCGAUUAGCUCCAGGUGACAGAAUAUGUAGUGUUAAUGGUAUAUCAACAGCAAGAUUAACUAAUGAUGAAGUACUGAGGUUGUUAGAUAAUGUGGAAGAAAGGGCAUCGUUGGAAGUAGAAUAUUACAUGCCAAACUAUGCUUCACAGAGUUCUCUUUAUAUUACAACCAAGCUAGCAGAGGUACCGGUUGAAAAAAUAAAUGGCUCUUUGGGAGUAACAAUACGAGGUGGUUUACCCGAAAAUUCAUCGUCUAGUGCUGAUUUAGUUUUAAACAGCAGGUCUCUAGAUGCAUUACCUUUAGUUGUCACUCAUAUUAGGCCAGGUGGUGCUGCCUAUAAUACGUCUAGAAUUAAACCUGGCGAUAGGCUUUUAAAAGUCGAUCAUAUCUCUUUAACAAAUAAAACAUUGUCAGAAGUUCAUCAUAUACUCCAAAAUUGUCCUCAAGUGACGAGUCUUACAAUUGAAUACGAUGUGUCAAUAAUGGAAUCGGUUAAAUUAGCAACCGGACCUCUACUAAUUGAAAUCGAGAGACCGUGUAAUGAGGAUUUAGGGUUAUUCUUAAGCAAUCAAAGAUACUCUGACGAUGUUUAUAGUUCUGGAUCUGAUACUUAUCAGAGAGUUGGAACUAGCAACGCUAUUUACAUAGACAGUAUCCUUCCCGCUAGUAUCAGCGAUCGAUGUGGGGCAUUACAUCCUGGAGAUCAGCUCCUAGCAUUUGAUGAUCACGUCAUAGAUGGUAACAACUACACCGCGGAGGAGGUUAUGUGCUAUCUUGAAAACUGCGAGGCUGGUUUUACAAGAUUACAUGUUGCCCCACGACACAUUCUUAGCCACGGCGGAAGAUUUACUAGAGAUAAUUCACUGUCGGGUUCAUCAACGCUAAAUCCUAAAAAGCAUCGGCAAUGGAAUUAUCGACAGAGCUCAAUGCCUAAAUUAGGUCCACAAGAAGAUUACGAUGUUCAGCAGAAUUACAUGAGUUUGGGGAUGUGUCGUAGCGAAUCUUUGAAUAUACAACUGGAAGUGCCUCCAGGACAAACAAGCGGUUUGGCAGUUCAUGAUGAAAACGCUGUCUUAAUUAUUUCACACGUUGCCACGCAGUCACCAGCGUAUCGAACCGGCUGCUUACAAGUUAGAGACAGAGUGAUGUCUAUAAACGGUCACGAAAAUCUCACUUGUGAUGUAGCCAAUGAGAUAUUACAAAGGAGAAAUGACUCUCACAAUCCUAAAUACCUUACUCUUAAUAUUGAAUUCAGUAUGCCCAAUGCUAUUGAAGCUUCAAGUGGAGUAUUCAACGUUAAACUUGCCAAAACAUCCGCAGGUCUGGGCGUUACAAUUACAGGCUGCAAACAGAAGUUGCUGACUAAUGAAGAACCCAUGGUGAUAUCAGAUAUCAAGCCAGGAUCUGUUGCUCACCGGAGCGGCGCCUUGGCACCAGGGGACCAACUCCUCGCCAUAAACGGACAGCCUUUACAUAAUCUGUCACUGGACACAGCAUUCAACAUACUUCAGAAUUCACCAGAAGACAUAAUAACAUUGAAGAUACGAAAGCGUGAUUUAACGGAAGACUGGUCCAAUAUUCACAAACAUAACGCAAAAUUGACGUUACAGAGCUUCAGUAACAUUGAAACAAAGGCUGUAGUUCAUAGCGGGGAAGAUUCAGGUCACCAUACGGGUAGUCCCAACAAUAGUGCUAAAGAUAGUGAAAGAAGUCACGGUAGUGAUAAUGGAACUGUAGUUUUUAUGGUUGAGUUGAUAAGACAAGAAAACGGUCCCCUUGGACUCACGAUAGCUGGGAGUGAAGAUGUCACACAGGCCAUUUUAUUAAGUGGUUUGGUUGAAGGUGGACUAGCUGAAAAAUGUGGGAAAUUGUCAGUAGGGGACGAAUUACUGAGUAUUAAUGGAGAAAGCGUGUUGAAUAAACCAUUAUCGGAGGCCAUUAAACUAUUACAACAGAGCGGAAAACGCGUUCAAUUACAAAUGUGUAGAAAAAUAACUGGUUCUCUUGAGUGUGCUGAAUCUAGUGUACGGGAUUCCAGUCAUUCGACAUCUAGUCCAGGGCUCUCAAACGACAGCGCUGUUGAAUCGUGGGAUCAAAAUACGCCAGUUAGAGUUAGUGCUAAUUGCGGUAAUUCCGAAGUAAUAGAAUAUGCGGUUCCCGACAAGAGCCGAAUAAUAGAUAAGCAGCCCUACUCACCGACAGAUGAGGAUAAACUUUUAGCUUGUAGUUUCAAUUCCACUACUCCGUACACGGUGCACGAUUUGCCUCUCCCGAAUUAUUCACUCAAUAAUUCCCUGAAGACCUUCCACUACGAAAAUACAUGUAUCAUUCCAGAAAACACUUUGAAAAAUAAACAGAACAUAACGAGAGAAGACGAUGUUCAACAAAUUGAAAUUCUGACAAGCAACAUGAAAGACUGUCAGUUACAUAAUAUGGAAAAAAGUUCGUGUAAAUGUGAUUAUGUACAAAUGGGACCUUAUGGUAUCGUGUCACCAAAAAAUAGACGCCCAAAUUGGGACAGCGAUUACUUGAAUAAUGGUAUUUACACUGUCACAACUCCACAGAAGUCACCAUUAAAGCCAAAUGUUCCCGGCACCAGUUUUCAGUUUACAACAAGUCCUAUUUAUGAAAACGACGUACCGAGUAUUUAUGGAAGUGAAACCUUAUCACCAGCUCGAGGUUCUGUCCAUCACGUAAUUUUAUAUAAGGACGCAAUUUAUGAUGACUACGGAUUCUCUGUAUCCGAUGGUUUAUAUGAAAGAGGAGUGUAUAUUAAUCGUAUAAGGAAGGGAGGGCCGGCUGAUAUAGUAGGACUGUUGAGACCCUACGACAGAAUUUUACAGGUGAACGGCACAAGAACAGUGGACUACGACUGCUGUCUUACAGUGCCUUUGAUAGCAGCAGCGGGAGAUAGGCUGGAAAUUGUUGUGCAAAGGAAUGUAACAUCUAGAGAUCUCAAAAACCAGAGACAUGAGGACAGUUCAAGCCCUAGUGAAAGUAGUAUCGUGACUAAGACCAUAUAG
This is a messenger RNA of Danaus chrysippus (African queen), 3207 nucleotides long. Lineage: Eukaryota; Metazoa; Arthropoda; Insecta; Lepidoptera; Nymphalidae. The record is from the annotation of a GenBank genome assembly.